AUGCGCAAAGGAUCGGGAGGAGAGAGCUUGAAAGCGGGGGAUCACAUCUAACUCAUGGAGAGCAGCGUACGUUUAUCGCAUCAUGGGAUAUACGUGGGCGACAAUAAGGUCAUCCACUUCACUAGAGGCAGAGGCCAGGAGGUCGGGACAGGAACUGUUCUUGAUGUCCUCCUCACGAGCUCAGGACCCAGGCGACGUGAAACACCGUGCACUAACCCUCACUGCACCACCCAACGAGCUGACUCCCAUGGAGUAGCCUCGUCCUGCCUCGACUGCUUCCUUGCUGGCGGCGUCCUCUAUCGUUUCGAGUAUGCCGUCAGCUCUGCCCAUUUUCUUGCCAAGGCCCGCGGCGGAACGUGCACUCUUGCGGCCUCCGAUCCAGACGAAAUUGUUGUUCAGCGGGCCAACCACUUACUUACCAAUGGUUUUAGAUGUUAUAAUGUGUUCAAGAACAAUUGCGAGGACUUCGCUAUAUAUUGCAAGACGGGCCUUUUGGUCGCAGAACAAGGAGUGGUAGGGCAGAGCGGGCAGGCUAUAUCGAUAAUAGGCGGACCCCUUGCUGCUGUCAUUUCGACCCCGUUUAGGCUAAUUACGACGAACGUGUAUGGGAUCGCUGUGACAGCUGUGGGAGUUUACUGUGUGAGCCGUUAUGCUGCUGACAUUGGGAAUAGGAGGGACGUGGUGAAAUUGGCUGUGGAGGAUCUGACGGCUGGAAUUGCAAGUGGCAGGAUUCGGGCCGUGGAGAGUGCGAUUCAGUUGGCUGUACCUGCAGAAGCUGUACCUGCGCAAGUAUCUACGCAAUGCUGAUCUCUCGCUUCGAAAUGGUUCUUAUGACAAAGGUGCCUCUGCUCAACCUACUUUGCUAGAAUUAUUAAUCUAUGUAAUAUCCAGUAUGCAAAUUGAAUUGAGAAUUGUGAUGCAGCUUGUCCAAGCGAAUUGCUCAAUAAAAUGUUCUUUAUGUAAUAUUCAAUAUGCUCAUUGAAUUGUGAAUUGUGAUGCAACGUGUCCAAUUGAAUUGCCCAAUAUAAUGUUCUAGUAUUGUUCUAUGUACAAGAAUAUGAUUAUGCAUUUCAGUGUAAUGUACGUAGUUGGUUUGCCUUUCUAA
Molecule: messenger RNA, 1105 nt
Organism: Ananas comosus (pineapple)
Lineage: Eukaryota; Viridiplantae; Streptophyta; Magnoliopsida; Poales; Bromeliaceae
Exons: 3
Source: RefSeq, a predicted model, not a curated record